Molecule: messenger RNA, 333 nt
Organism: Strongylus vulgaris
Lineage: Eukaryota; Metazoa; Nematoda; Chromadorea; Rhabditida; Strongylidae
Source: the annotation of a GenBank genome assembly
GCCUUCACUACUCAAAAAUACAAAUGGAACGCUGGCAGCCGAUUAGAAUUCUAUAUGCAACAUGAUCAAGAGUUCACCUUAUUCUUCUUCCACGCCGACGAUGACACGAUAGACCCUACAGCUUGGCGUGAAAUCUACGCUGGUUGUGAGCGGCCCGCCUUACCACAGAUAGACACAUGGCGAUGGACUGUGCCUCAUGAUGGAUACUACUACAUCCGAUACGGCAACGAAAAAGCAUGGUUAUUCUCAGUUACUGUACGGCAUUUAAUCUACCAAUAUCUGACAGAUACAGAAAAAACCAUUGUAACGCCUAUUUCUACGUUUGUUUCAUGA